AUGAGGACCCGUCCGGUGCUGACGGUGCUGCUCGUCCUGGCGCUGCCGCUCGCCCUGUCCCGCCGCCCCCCGGGCCCCGCACAGGGGAUGCCCGACCCGCAGCCGGUGCCCCGGAGAGCGCUCGGCAGCCCCGGGCCCGUCUAUGCCGCCCUCCUGCAGGUGCUGCGGGAGGAGGACGCCGGUCCCCCCGCGGCCGCCGCUCUGCAGAAGCGGGACAUGCACGACUUCUUCGUGGGGCUCAUGGGGAAGCGGGCGGCGGAGCCGGCGGGGGGGGACAGCGGCGGACGGGGCUCCCCGGUGUGA
Molecule: messenger RNA, 303 nt
Organism: Melopsittacus undulatus (budgerigar)
Lineage: Eukaryota; Metazoa; Chordata; Aves; Psittaciformes; Psittaculidae
Gene: TAC3
Product: tachykinin precursor 3
Exons: 4
Coding region: 1-303 (100 amino acids)
Biological process (GO): tachykinin receptor signaling pathway; positive regulation of blood pressure
Source: RefSeq, a predicted model, not a curated record